CACAUUUGUGAAUUGUGAUAGUAUUACUACUAAUUAAUUACGACCAGAGAAUAAUAUCAACACUAUUUUUUGCUAUUUUUCAAAUUGUAUGAUAUAAUUUAUAUUAUAUAAUAAAAUAAUAAUUUUAGAUUUUUGAUUUUGUAUUGUACAUAUUAAAAAAUAAAAAUGGCUCUUGCUAGCAUGCAAAGGAAAACCAAUGUACGAUUGCCUCCAGAAAUUAAUAGGGUUCUUUACAUUAGAAAUUUACCUUAUAAAAUAACAGCUGAAGAAAUGUAUGAUAUUUUUGGAAAAUAUGGUGCCAUUCGUCAAAUUAGAGUAGGUAACACUCCAGAUACAAGAGGAACAGCAUUUGUAGUAUAUGAAGAUAUAUUUGAUGCAAAGAAUGCCUGUGAUCACUUGUCUGGAUUCAAUGUGUGCAACCGAUACUUAGUGGUCUUAUAUUAUCAAUCUACCAAAGCAUUUAAAAAAUUGGAUACAGACAAGAAGAAAGCAGAAUUAGAAAAGGUUAAAAUGAAAUAUGGCCUCAGUGAAGAAAAUUAGAACUUAGCUAAUUAAUAUUAUCUAAAGACACUGACUAAAGACAUAUAAUGUAUAUGGUAUUGAUUAACUAUAACAGAAUAUGUAUAUAAAUUAAAAUUAAGUAUAACAAUUAUUUAAAUUUGUAA
Rhopalosiphum maidis (corn leaf aphid) is the source of this 665-nucleotide messenger RNA. RefSeq names its product splicing factor 3B subunit 6 (gene Sf3b6). Gene Ontology annotation, molecular function: mRNA binding. The transcript has 4 exons. Gene Ontology annotation, cellular component: cytoplasm; ribonucleoprotein complex; nucleus. Lineage: Eukaryota; Metazoa; Arthropoda; Insecta; Hemiptera; Aphididae. Bases 166 to 540 code for a protein of 124 amino acids. The record is from RefSeq and is a predicted model, not a curated record.